ACAAAACAGAAUAUAUAUUUAUUGUUUUUGUUUUCCUCGAAAACUAUUUGUUUGUGACGUGUUUUCUAAAUAGAAGAAAAUAAGUGGAAAAUGCCACCUAUUUGGAAUAUGGAAGAGGAUGAAGGAGACCGUUUACAAAAACGUAUAAAUAAGAUAUUGGAAACUCGCUUGGACACUGAAAAGGAUACACUUGAAGCUUUAAAAGAUUCCUCAAAUUUUUUCGUGGAAAAUACUUUGCAAAACCGACGCAAUUUGAGAAGCCAAAUAGAAAAACGUUCCGUUAAUAUUAAUGAAAACUUUUUAAGAUCGUUUCGGGAAGUUAAAUUAAGUCUUGAUGCUGUUUGCAAUGACUUGGACACUCUAAGCAGCUCGGUGCAAGCAAUGAAAAAUGACUUGGAAUCAUCCAAAGCUCUGACACAUGAUCUUAUUAAGCAGACAAAUGACUUGCAAGAACAGCGAGAACAUUUGCAAGUGCAUAAACAAGUUGCCGAAGCCUUUUUGGCACGUUUUCAACUUAGUAUACCCGAACAUCAAAUAUUGUAUGGUACUUCAAAGGAUUCAGCCAUAACUGCAGAAUUUUUUGACGUAUUGGACCGCGUGCAAAAUAUACAUGCAGAGUGUCGAGUUUUAAUGCAAUGUGGCUAUCAAACUGCCGCUGAAGAUAUUAUGGAGGAGAUGACUUUACAUCAAGAAGGUGCAUUGGAAAGACUGUACAGAUGGACGCAAAAUCACUGCAGAAAUUUGGACAACAAUGAAAUUGGUCCUCUAGUUAUUAGAGCUAUGGGUAGAUUACAAGAUCGUCCCGUGUUAUUCAAAUACGUAAUUGACGAGUACGCUAUCGCUCGCAGAGCUGUCCUAGUUCGAUUAUUUAUUGAUGCUUUAACAGAAGGUGGUCCCGGUGGUAAUCCUAAGCCAAUUGAAAUGCACGCUCACGAUCCUAAACGUUAUAUUGGAGACAUGUUUGCUUGGUUGCAUCAAGCGAUACCUAUAGAAAAAGAAAAUUCUGCAUUGCUUUUUAAAAUGUGUCAUAAAAAUGAUCUUUCAGAGCAAAUGCAAAAUGCUUUGGCUUACAUAGCCGAUGGUGUUUGCCAUCCUUUAAAAGUACGUGUUGAGACCAUUUUGAACUCUGAAAAAGACACCAUUGUCCUAUUUGCUAUUUCAAAUCUUUUAAGAUUCUACCAACAAAUUAUGAAACAAGUUGUGCAAGGCGGUAGUUUGGAGCAAUGUCUUUCAGAAAUGCAAAAAUCAAGCGAAGAGAUUUAUCUCAAUUCAUUAUCGAAUCAAGUUCGACAAAUAUUGCAAAAGAAUGCAAUGUCAGGUUCAGGAUUAGAACCUCCACAAAGGGAUCUGGUACCGCCAUCAAGUCUUGGUCGUUUGUUAAAUUUACUUAAGGAAAUACUUUCUGUGGCGACAAUGGUUGAUGGACGGCAAUCUGAUAUAACUAAGAUAAUAUCGUGCAUAAUUGAUCCAUUGUUGCAAUCAGUCCAGGAGUCUGCCUCACAUUUACCAACAGUAGAUAUGGCUGUUUAUCUUCUUAACUGCUUGUAUCAUAUGCAAAGUACCCUGGCAGUGUACGAAUACAUGGACGAACGCGUUGAACGUUUGCAAGCUCAAUCUGAGGCUCAAAUAGAUACUUUAACCUCGGAGCAGGCCUCCUCCUUAGUAUCCAAUCUUCAAUUAGGUCCCAUUUAUACAAUACUACAAACUAAUCAAUCGAAAAUAGAAUCUAAUCUUUUAAAGAUCUUCAUGAAUAAAAUGGAUGCCUUUCUGGAAAUGCCCGAAGUAUUAUUACUACCACAAAUACAAUUAAUCAUGUCCAGCUCUCACCGUACUGCUGUCCAAAAGAGAUCUUUUAAUGUUAUUGUUGCUAUCUAUAAACAAAUCUACGAAAGAAUACAUGAUCCCGAAAACGGCUUUGAGCAUCCAGAGUCUAUAUUUUCAAAAACUCCUCAGCAAGUAGCCAAAAUAUUAUCAGUUUAAUUAAAAAAUCUUAAUGCCUUUGCUGCGUGUGUGUGUUUAGUUCAGUAUCUUUACAAAAAAAUGUACAAGAAAACUAUAAUUUACUUUAUUGUAUUCAUUCACUACAUUGUGGAUUGCUAUAAGAAAUUGACAUAAAGAGAAGAAUAAAAAUAAAAUAUAAAUUAAAUAAAAUAUCAACCAAAAGAA
Molecule: messenger RNA, 2166 nt
Organism: Lucilia cuprina (Australian sheep blowfly)
Lineage: Eukaryota; Metazoa; Arthropoda; Insecta; Diptera; Calliphoridae
Gene: Cog6
Product: conserved oligomeric Golgi complex subunit 6
Exons: 4
Coding region: 91-1980 (629 amino acids)
Biological process (GO): intra-Golgi vesicle-mediated transport
Cellular component (GO): COG complex
Source: RefSeq, a predicted model, not a curated record